AUUUUUAUUCCACAAUUGUUCCCACUGUGCAUGUAGACCAGUUCGACGCAGAUGUGCUUAAUGACAAUGCACGCACUGUACCAUUGUUUUGAUAUUGGAAACGUCAAAACUGUUCCGACGAACAGCAAAAUGUAAACAACUGCAGAUGAUUUCGUAUCGCAAAUUUUAAUAACUCCAUCGAAAAUGCAAUUUGCUUGUGUUAUAUGUACGAAAGUGCUCAGUGAAACGCAAACUAAAAAGCUGGUAGAUGUUUCGCUAAUAUUCUACAGGCUAACAUCGCUACAGGUUUCCAAACUGGACGAUAUUCAUUUGCUAAACAUUUGUAACGAAUGCAAUCAGAAAUUGUUGGAUUUUGAUAACUUUCGAACACUUUGUUUGGCUGCUUACGACAAGUUUACGCAGGAUCGUAAAGAAACGUUACAGGAAUGUACGGAUAAUAGAGAGGAAUUAAAAGAUGAAACUGAUUGUGAGGAAGAAAUUGAUUAUGAUACAUUAGCAGACAAUGAACCACUACUGGAGAAGGAACAAGUUGUAGAAAUAAUCACUGUAAACAAUAUUACGCUGGAAAGCGAAUCAGUUGGGAACGAUGAUAGUGAUGUGGUGAAAGUUGAAAACUAUGAAGCCGCUGAUCAAACCGUUCUCAUGAUCAAUGAUACCAAAAAUGAAACGGAAGGAGAUAGCAAAGAACAACAACCGGUUAGCAAACGUAGCGAAUUAAAAUGCAAUCUGUGCGAUCAAAAGUUUCGGUCCCAAAAUCGUUUAGACGGUCACUUACGGGAGCAUCAAGGUUUGAAGCCAGCGUUGUGCAAGAUUUGUGGGAAAGAUUUCGCCGACUGGAAGAACCUGAAAAGGCACAAUAUAGAUAAACAUUUAAAGCUAAACCAAGGGCUUUUUAAGUGUGAUUUUGAAGGUUGCAGCCUAUCGUACAGCACCGGUAAGGGGUUGAAUGCGCACAAGAAGAAACACGACCCGAAGUAUGUUAAGCCCGUGGCGAAGAAAUGUAUCUGUGAAACGUGCGGUAAUACAUUUUCAUCCAAAGGCGCAUUAAAGAAACAUUCAUACAUCCACACGGGCGGUAUGCCCUUUCAUUGUGAGCAAUGCAACAAAAGUUAUCCUACCUCGUACAAGCUGAAGGUGCACAUGAUGCGACAUCAGGGCAUCAAGAACUACGAAUGUUCUUACUGUGGGUUGAAAAAAACUACCGCCGACGAACUGAAACUGCACAUGAACUAUCACACGAAGGAAAAAGUGCUUAGUUGCAACUUUUGUGGACAAAAGUUUUUAACCGCAGGCAAUUUAACGAGACACAUCAAGCUUGUACAUCGUGGCAUCAAAGAAUUUAAGUGUACACACUGCGAACGAUCGUUCGGCAAGGCAGAAACGUUAAAGAAUCACAUCAUGACCCAUACUGGUGAAAAGCCGUACAAAUGUUCCAUCUGUUCAAAGCAGUUUAUACAAUCGUAUGCAUUUCAAAUUCACGCAAAAACACACGAGACGAAGAAAGUACCCAAAUCCGGAGAAGCUUUGCCUGGUGGUAUCGUACAAGCUAAGGGUUUCACAAAUUGCAGUGUUUCUGUGAUUCAGUGAGUCCACCAGGAAGCUAAUCACAACACGCAAACUUCAUCUUCGUAUGUCGUAUUGAACCAAAAACGAGAUUAUAUGAUAUAAACUCCACUAGCCAAAAUGAAGCAUCACUGCUUGCGACCAAACCGGGCAAAGAUAAAUCAAACACACAGUCGUAUACGCUUUCAGGUUUACUUUAUUAACCACAGAAACAUACAAUUAAAUGCACCUCAAUGUAUUUGUGUACGGCAUGCAGGAAGAAAUCUUGUGUGAAUAUAUUGCAAUAUCUUGUAACCCACCUCA
Molecule: messenger RNA, 1866 nt
Organism: Anopheles funestus (African malaria mosquito)
Lineage: Eukaryota; Metazoa; Arthropoda; Insecta; Diptera; Culicidae
Product: gastrula zinc finger protein XlCGF57.1-like
Exons: 5
Coding region: 184-1587 (467 amino acids)
Biological process (GO): regulation of transcription by RNA polymerase II
Cellular component (GO): nucleus
Molecular function (GO): zinc ion binding; DNA-binding transcription factor activity; RNA polymerase II cis-regulatory region sequence-specific DNA binding
Source: RefSeq, a predicted model, not a curated record